UAAACAAACUAGUCAUUAUACCUUGAUUAUCUACUAUAGUCUUCCCCCUUUAUCCUCCCCCAUUUUCCCAUCCCAAAGCUCAAAGCUUUUUCUUCUCCCUCACUCUUUUGUCCACUUCUACAAGAACCCAAGAAAAGCUUUAGCUUUUCCAAGCUACUAGUUAAUUAAACUAACCAACUUUUCUCCUUGAAAGUUACCCACCUCAAAUCCAUCACCCCGACCCCCACCCCACGUCUCCAUUUUCAUCAACCAAGUAAAGGAUAUUUCUCUGUUUCUUGAACUAUAGCUUCAGAUCCUUUGUUCACUUCUUUCAGACAAAAUAUCAAACAGAUAGAGUGCAACAACAAAACCCACCUCAAAUUCAUCACCACUACCCCCUACGGUCUUGUUGGAGGAAAGCAAAACUGGGUCUUUUUCUGUUUCUUGAACUGUAGCUUCAAUCUCUUUGUUGAGUUCUUUCAGGCAAAAUAUCAAACACGUAGAGUGCAACAAUGAGCUGACAUUUUGGGUCAAUUGGUGAUGAUACAGAAAGAGAUUACUUUGUUUAUACUCAAUGGGAAGACGACAAAUUAAUGGUGGUGUUGAUUUUUGGGGAAUUGUGCCACCGCCGAGUAUGGCUCCGGCAGAAGCAAAUGGUGGACUAGAAGGAGAAGAUCAUUGGAGAAACUUUGACAACUCUGUAAAUGCUGUAUCGUUUGGUUUCGUUGCGACUGCUAUUCUUAUUUCUAUGUUCUUAGUAAUGGCGAUUUUCGAGAGGUUUCUCCGGCGAAGACCAUCGUCGUCCGGUGGUGAUCGGAAUAGUUCCGAUCAAAUAAGAGUCCAGAGGAAACUUGAUUACCCUUCUCCUGAGAUGACUUUUUACGCGAAUGGAGUAUCAGUACUGAUGCCUGGGGAAGAAGUUCCUACCUUCAUCGCGCAUCCUGUACCCGCACCUUCUCCUAUGGAAUGUACAUCUCAACCCCUUCAUCAUCAAAACGACGCGUCUCCUUCAAGUCCAGCCACAACUUCUACUAGUCAUAGCUCCAGUUGACAACAAUACAGAUAUGAAAUGAAAUUUAUGGUUGUCACUAUCACAAAAACCUCUAUGUGAAAGUAGAUAUUUGAUAGGAAAAAUGUCCACUCAUACAUUAAAAUUUAAGGGCUUUUUUACCUUGAGGAACUUGUCAUUGUAUUUACAUAUAGUGUAAUAUGAUUUGACUACUGGCUUUCUUCACU
Molecule: messenger RNA, 1215 nt
Organism: Solanum stenotomum
Lineage: Eukaryota; Viridiplantae; Streptophyta; Magnoliopsida; Solanales; Solanaceae
Exons: 2
Coding region: 554-1030 (158 amino acids)
Source: RefSeq, a predicted model, not a curated record